CUCUCUCAUUCGCUCUCUCGCUCUCUCUUUUUUUUUUUUUUUCUUGUUUCCUUUUCAUUUGAAAAGCCAGAUUCCGGCCACUGUUAAAUUUUUUUUAUUUAACUUUUUUUUUUGUUUUUUUACUUUUUUUAAACUUUUUUACUCUUCGCCAUUUUUUCCGCCUGUUAUUACCCUAAUAACUCUUUUUUUUAAAAAUAAAAAAUAAAAUAAGGGGUUAUUUUUUUAAUUUUUUAAUAUUUAUAAUUUUAUUCCGUCUUUUAGUUAUAGUAGUUUUUCUUUUCUGACGUGGCAUGUACCAUAAAAGGCGGAAUCAUGAAUACCAAAACGAUGCGUUUACCGCCCCGUCGGGUUUCCAUGCCCAACAACAAACGAAAAGAGAGAGACGAUUUUGACAUCAAACGGUUAAACCCUCCACCACUCACAAAGUUACCCAAGCCGGCUGUUUCCUUAGCCGGCUCCGAAAAAGCCGCUUCCCAGCCGGGUCUCUCCAACCAGCUCCUGGCUGGAUACCUGGCCCACGAGUUCCUCACUCACGGGACGCUGUUCGGCCAAACGUGGGACCUGGCUCGACCGCAACAAACUUCGGCCGAAUCCAGAAAGCGAAUCGGAGAAGACUCGGCUCCGAACCAGAGAUCCGACGCCGAGCCGAAGCCAAGGGAGGAGAAGCGUCAAAGGUACGUCGAAGUGGCGAGUUUGCUGAAGACAGAUGGGGCCCACAUACCGGGCAUCGCCAACCCGACCCAACUCGCCCGUUUCUUACAGAUGUGAACUGUUUCCUUACACGUGGAGACACCUCAUUGGCCACAGUUUUCUUUUAAUUUUUCGCUGUAUUUUAUUUUAUUUUCUCCAUAUUUCAACUGAAGUUGUCUCUGUGGAGUACGUAGCCAUAGCUCAAUAGUUUAGUUGGUUUUUUUUGUUUUUGCUUUUUAAAUUUGAAUGUAUGCAUGAGAGAUGCAUGCAUUCAUGCAUGUACAUCUGAUGUUGUUAGUGUAUGAUCUGAAUGAAUAAUGCGCAAUGAAUUUCCGAAUUUUUUUUUUC
Gossypium raimondii (Peruvian cotton) is the source of this 1038-nucleotide messenger RNA. RefSeq lists its product as uncharacterized. The record is from RefSeq and is a predicted model, not a curated record. The transcript has a single exon. The coding region runs from base 313 to 768 and encodes 151 amino acids. NCBI's taxonomy places the organism in Eukaryota, Viridiplantae, Streptophyta, Magnoliopsida, Malvales, Malvaceae.